CGUUUGCUGGGCUUGAUCAAAUAGGGCAGCAAUCUGAUCUUCGUCCGUCCAAAUCAUUAAACUCAAAUCUGACCGUUCGUCUCAGCCAUCAAUCUGUCCAUUUAUCUCAAUCCACUAUCCUCCACCUGUUUCCAAAACCCCAGACAUCUUUUGUUGUGCCACCUGAAUCCAUGGCUCAUACAUCAGCGAGAAUCCAAUAUUUAGAAACUAGGGCUUCAUGUUUCCCAAAUAUUUUCCUCUGAUCUUCUAAUCUUGACGAUUUUGCAUUCAAGUUCCGAACUUUCUGACGAUUUUGGAACUCCGAGAUCCAUUUGCUUAGCCCAUGAAUGCCCAGUCUCAGAUCUUGCAAAACCGCCAAAACUACGCCGUUUGGCCUCCCCUUCCGCCACCGUUCCCGCCGGACCACAACCCUGUGUUCUCUCACCGGCCGGUAACUUUCAAUGGUCCGACGGAGACGACCAGCCAUCCGGGUCGGUCGAACUGGAGGGCGAAACCCGACAAGAGGAAGGAAUUUCGGCGAGCCGACCCGCUUGGGGCUCCGCUGGGUCCGGGAUACAAAUCCGCGAACCAGAGUGAUUCGCAGUUUCAGAAUCGAUCGAAAGGUCGAAGAUUUUACCCCAAGAAGAAGUUCAAUUCUCGAUUCGCUCCCUUUGCUCCGAGGAACACCACUUCGUUCCUGAUUCGCGCCAAGAAAUCCGGGGGUAUUGCGUCGUUGGUCUCGCCAUGUCCGGUCACACCGGCGACCCUCCCGACGCCGGUUUUCUCACCGGCGAGGGAGGAUUUGAUGGACAUGGCGAAGGAAGAGUGGGGUGUCGAUGGGUACGGCUCAAUGAAGGGUCUGAUUCGACUUCGUUCCGGGUCCUCUAAAGGCGAUGGAGAGGAUGCCGAUUCGGAUGACGGCGGUGGCGAAGCGUCUAGUGACAGCGACGUGGAAGAAGAGCGCGUGGAAGUUGAGAGGAAAUUGGACCACGACCUGAGAAGAUUCGAAAUGAUAUACCCGAACUCCAACGUCGGCGUCAGCGACGAUCAAACCAGUGUACUGGAGACCAGAGUGGACGAACAGGACACCCAUAUUUCUCAGCUGGAAGAAGAGAAUUUGACGCUGAAAGAGAAACUAUUUCUGAUGGAGAGGGAGCUGAGUGAAUUGAGGAGGAGGGUCGAGUGCUUGGAGACUGAUGGUGGGGUGGCGCCGGAGAAUGUUGCAGAGACCAUUAAUGACGACGCCGGGCACGAGGGUUCGGAAAAGAGCGUAGGAAACGGUAAUGGCGAGACUGAGGAAGACGGUGUUAGAGACUGA
Molecule: messenger RNA, 1297 nt
Organism: Neltuma alba
Lineage: Eukaryota; Viridiplantae; Streptophyta; Magnoliopsida; Fabales; Fabaceae
Exons: 1
Coding region: 323-1297 (324 amino acids)
Source: RefSeq, a predicted model, not a curated record